GCCGCCUCCGUGGUGCACGUUUGUGAAGGUCUAGCUACGUUAAUCUCAAAGGUUAAUCGCUGAAAUCUGCAUGGACGUAAAAUAGAAGAAAAAAAAAAUUCUGAUUACUUCUCAUCUUCCUAGUCUACUCAGGUUAAACACAUUUGAAUAAUGAGAGAAAUCAAAAGAAACCAAUACAUGCGAGGAACUCUGGCCUACAAAUUCCGCAAUAGGUUCAUUUUAGCUGGAUUGUCCUUCACAAUGAUGUCAUACCUUGGUCUUAUGUUUUUAUUGGAUUCUAAAGACAACUCAUUUGUUCGCACGAUGAAUGAGGAAAAAGAAGAACAGAAACAGUUUAAAGAAAGAGUUGUUCAGAUUCGAGAGCAUCGCUUGAAACUUCUCGAGGAUGCAGUGAAUGCAGAGAAGAAAUAAUUUUUGUUUUGUUAUUGAUUGUGAUGGGGGAUUAACCCCCUUGAUUUCAGAGUAUUUUAUAAAGUGUGAUAUAUCAAACUAUAGUAGACUGAUAGUAAUACUGCUUGCUCGAUUGCUGCAAUCAACUCAACAACAGAAGUGGACUCCAAAAUGCCUUUCAAAAAUAGGGAAAGGAAAUAGAUGUGUAUUGUAAUUCUGUGAUUAUGGACCAUGAAAAGAACAACCCGUGUAACUUUACUCCGAAUAAGUCUAAACCUGAUGGACACAGGAAGACUGCGAGUAGCUCGUGCAGUAAGAAACUCAUUAGAAAAGCUAAGCUGUCUCUUCAGAAGACUCACAGACGAGGCAGGAGGAAUCUGAUUAACACACUCGCAGCGGCUGACCUCAACGAAACUGAUGACUUCAAGAGUGGACAGACGUUUACUGAUGGACAGAAGGUGGACAGACAGAAGACACCUGUUAGUAGUGGUGAGGGAAGUACAGAUGUCUGUCCUGUCGCUAGUGAAACUACCAGCUUGUCAGUGGCUUGUCCAGCUUGUGGUGAAAACUUUAACAAGGAAAACCUUAGAGACCACGUCAGAGCCUGCCUGCAGCAGUUUGCACGACAGAAUGCACUUGAUGGAAAUGUAAAUUCGUCAUCCACUGCACACAGAAAGCUGAAUGAAAAGGUGGAAGAAUUAAUUCUGUGUCAGCUAUGUCAGAAAGACAUCACAAACCUGAACUCUCAGAGAAGAACUCGACAUCUUAACAAGUGCAUUGACCAGGCAGAAGCUGUAAAGCGGGAGGCAGAGGAGGAACAGGAAAUACUGGAGAAAGCCAAGAUGGCCGUCCUUGAUUGUCCCAUGUGUGGCAAGACUCUAAAAACUGAGGCUGUGCGAAGGUCUCACUUAAAGAAGUGUGCUCACAGUCUGGGAAUUCCUCUCCAUCAGAUGAUGCAGUCGGUUAAACAGCAAGAUGAGCAACAUCAGCUACAGCUGGCUGCUGGGGUGGUGUCUGACUCGAUCAGACAUAGGCUAACACGGAACCAAACUGCUAAUGACAAGAAGAAACCAGCAAAGAGAAAUAAAAGCAAUCUGGAUGAAGACCUACAACUGGCGAUGGUCUUAUCAUCCUCCAUGACAGACCAGCAGACAACAACUACAGCAUCAAAUCACCUGGUUUUAGUGGAUGGGAAGAAACACAAGAAGAACAACAAAGGUCCCAUUGAACUGCCUCUGUUGUUGACUCUGUCUAAAAAAGAAGCUAGCCACAGAAUAGCAAACAAGGUCACCGAACUACUCGUACCACAGGAAGACGAUGAUGACAUCACAUUGACUCCACCUGUAGAAAACAGUCGACUCACACAUCUGGCGGCAGUGUCGGUGUGGACUUCAUUCUUGAAUAAUAAUCAGGAUAUUAUGUUGUGGGAUAAGACUGGUCUUGUGAAUGCCGUUGACGAUCCAGCCAAGAUUACCUCCCUUUACUACACGCAUGCACUGAUGCCUCCAGUAGAGGUCAGUAGUGUUACUGCUGGCAAUAAAUUGUGCAGACUGUCUGAGAUUCCUGGACGGUUGGUUUCUUCUCCAAGAACAAAUGAACCACCACGGACAGACCAGCAUGUAUCGGAUCAGCUGUCAGAGGUAACUCGUCAGUCGACUCGACUACCAAGUGUUGAGCAUCAAGAGCCAGUUAUAAAUUCCCAAGACUUGGUUGUAUCUACACAGACAGCCGCUGUACUGGCUGAACUGGCAGCAGACAACAGUUACUCUGCACGUAGAGUCAGCACAGAAGACUUGUCACAGGCCAGCGGCUUUUGUCCAGUAGAAAUACAGAUUGAAAGCAGUGGUGAUGUUGAGAAGAAUUUAGCCAGUUCACUUGUUCAUCUUGUCAACUGCCCUGACUUCAGUGAUGUUACAAUUGUCACUAAAGACAGUGUUCAUCUGUUUGCACAUAAAGUGUUAUUGUCUUCCAGGUGUCCUAAGCUCCUACAGAUGGUAGGGACAGACAAUGUGAUUGAUAUGUCAAAGAUGUCAUCUGAUGCAGUAUUGUGUGUUCUCAAGUAUGUGUAUUCUGGAAUCAUUACUCUGAACCGGAACUGCUUCAGUCAAGUACUAGAGCUUGCACAAACGUUAGAACUAGAGGAAUUUUACAUGAUUUGUAAAGAACAUAAAGUCCAGUUAGUUCAAGCACAAGCUGAAGAAGGCGAUUCUGAUUCUGAAAAUGGGAAUGUCAAUGGUGGCAAGUCAGGCGUAGAAGAUGCCAUCAAUGAAGAGGAAUGGCGGGAGAUCCACGCCUUACAGCUGAAGAGAAUAUCAUCACUGGAGUCCAAUUUGAGAACUGAAACGUCUGUGAGAUCAGAUGACGACAAAAAUGAAGUGGAUGGCCAUUGUUCUGAACCUGAGGCUGGUCUUGAAGCUGAUUCAGCAAGAUCUUCAGUGUGUAAGAAUGGAGACGAGAUUGGUCUCACAACUACAACACAGUCAUCUGUUGGUGUGGAUGUUGAGAGAACAACAGACAGUGAAUGUGAACUGAAAAAUAAAACAUUAAAGCAGGCCACUGACAGUUCUGAAGAACUCUUCAGUGAUGAAGAACCUGAAGAUUUGCCAACACCUUCAAAAGAUUCUUCUGACAAGCAGACGGAAAAAAUGCCUCAAAUAAUUGAAAUGGCUGAUUUUACUGUUUACAGUGAAAGCUCUAGUCUUGAUAAUGAAGGUGACUAUAAACAAGAGAAAUUGCCCAGUAAUGUUACAGAAACAAAAGCAAACCUUUAUAUUGUGUCAUCAGAAGAAAGUGAGGAAGAAGGAAUAUCAAAAAAACAAACUGAAAGUAAUAUGACCGAGGAAGGAGAUCUUUCUGAUGAUUCAGCUCGGUCUAACCACCAGGGUUGUGAUGUCAGUGACAACAGCUCGGAGGUUAACCCUGUCCUGUCUCAACUUGCCCAUGAUGACAGCUUUACAGAUCAUGUUGAUGAAUCAGUCUCCUGUCUUGAAAGAAGUGUGGUGGCCAAAUCACCUGGGAAGGAUUGGGAUAUGUCACCGGAAUCGAGUAAAGAACUGACGUGGGUGAGGAGCGAAAGUACAGUUAGCAGCGUCAACAGAUUGUCACAGGAAUCUAAAAAACGGAAAUCAUCCUGUUCAGACAUGCUUCAGCCAGUUCCUGCUAAUGAUACAUAUAGUGAUAGUAGAACUUCAGGUGUUUCAGAGCGGACCUCUUGUAAAGGAGAACCACAGUCAAAGAGAUAUAAGAUGUCCACUCCAGUUUCCACUGGUCGGACUCAAUCUCUUGGACUUGCUAUGGAUGAGAUCAGUAAGAUAGAAUACUGUAGUCCGGCUACAGAGACAGUUGUAAAGAAAGACUGUCGGAGUGAACGAUUGGAGAGCAGUGACAUGUCGAGGGUGGUCGUUGACGAUUCUUUGUUCAUUAAUCCAGCUGUGAAGAAGUAUUUGAGAUCAACAUUCAUGCUAACCACACCUGUUUCUGAUAACCAGGUAGAUGACAUCUCGGUGACAAAACCACAGAAAGACAAACAUGAAAGUUCUUACUUGGAGGAAAACAAUCAGAAAAGUGUAUGCAGGUUCUCUCCUAUUGCAGAGAAGGAGACUGUAAUUACUGAGAAACCAAGUGUCUCUCCCUCGACUUUGAUUGCUAACAAUGUAGAAAGGUGUCUAGAACAACCAGCGAGUUGUAAGACAGAAGGAAAGAGGAUAAUCGAGUAUGGGGGUGAUAUCAGCAGUGAUUCUGAUGUGGAAAUAGUAAGUGACAAUUUGGAUGCACUGUCAUCGCAACAGUGUGGUUCGUCGCCAAAGUUCACCUGCAGAACGGCCAGGAAUCGAUUAACACAAUCACAGACAGUAUGCAAACAGGAGUUUACAAUGUCAUUUUCUCAGCAAACCUUUAUGUCUUCCAAAAAGAGUCUUUCAUCUUUGUUGAAUAAAUCAAACACGAGUACAAAGCAGAAUUCUUCAGCUGGUCAUGGUACAUCCGAAAAACAAGAUAUGUCUUCUUCACAGCAUGAUAAUAUGUCAGUUGAUUCCAACCCUAUUGAUGAUGUGUGGGAAGGAUUUGAUGGGUUUGAGGCAUGUCCUGUUGAACCGUUUGCUGACUUUGGUGCGGAUGCUGAUGUGGAGUCAUCGCCCGAGAAGAAAGUGAGAACAUCUCAGAAGAAAAGACGAUCUUCAUCAGGAUCAAAGAUGUCUUCCGUUACACCGAGUCGCCCGUUACCGCCUCCACAUGAGCAAACAUCCGAAAUCACUGAAUCUGAUGACAGCUUAAUAUUAUUGUUGGAUGAACGCUUAAUGGCUGACGAGGAAGCAAAUGUUGAAAGCAUGGAAAAGGAAAGUAAUUUUAAGACUCCACAGACAAAGAAGUCUGGUAAAAAGAAAACAUGGAUUCCUCCUUCGCCGUUCACACCAAUGCAGGAUUACGACCACAUGGUCACUCCACAGUUAAAGAAUGCUGUUGAAAGGUACGGUCUGAAACCUACGAUGUGCAAGAAGAGGAUGAAGUUAGUGUUAAAAGAUAUUUACCAGCAGACCCAUCAGUAUGAGACUGACAGUGACUAUGAACCAGAAACAAAAACAGAACAACCUUGCCAAACCAAAACAUUAAGCAAACCUGAGAAGAAAACAAAAACAAAAACCACUCAACAAAGUAAGAAGCAACCAGGAAAAACAAAACCUAAUAUUCAACAGAAAAGCCUACCUCAGCAGUUAACAAACCUGUCCAGGGAUGCCAGAAGUGUAGUUCCACAAAAAACUACGGGUCAGCAUUCGGAAGAAUUAUCCAUUUCAUCAUCACAGGAAUCAACAAACAGUGAUAUGCCAGAAGAAAGCUUUUUAGUUGAUGAUGAAGAUCUGUCAGCUUCUCAACAGACUGAAAAGCCAGUGUUACAUGCACAGUUGAUGAAGUUUGUCAUGGACAACCCAGAGAUCCAUACUAAGAUUUUGGUAUAUGAGCCAUUGGAACUUGAUUGGCUGAAGUUGAAACUGACAGAAGGAGGGAUAAAGUGUUCUAUACAGAAGCUGAUGGAUUUUCUUGAUGAAAAGUGCAUAACAUUUACUAUGAAAAAAAUGAGCAAGCGAAAUUCAAGACGAAAACCCGCAAGAAGAAAGAAAGCUGCAGUGUUAAAGUUGGCUAUUUAAUAGCUGAUAGUCUGUGAUAAUUUGGUCUGGCUUUUGUUGUGCAUUUCUUUUUCACAGUAGAUAUUAUUUUGAUGAUUCAUUCAAGAGUGUGGUGAUAUUUAUAUUUUCAAAAGUGUGUUAGGUAGUAUUGUUACUUCUUGUUUCACGUAAAAUCGUGUGUAUACAUAAAAAAGAGAAUUUUUUUUUUAGCAAUUAAAGAGACUGUCCUGAGUUUACGGCCAUUGUUGAGAUGACAAACAGAUAUUUUUCAACAACUUAUAACUACUAUAUUAUAUUAAAUAUAUUUUUCUGCAUUACAUAUCAAUGGCUGUGUAGUAAAUGUAUUUCUGAACAUCCUAGUGUUUGUACUAGGUCAAACUUUCUUUUAUUUCCUAAUAAAUAUUUUUAAUACAUAAGAAAUUAAUGGGAGAUGAGGGCUUCAAGAAUUUUUUUUUAAAUCCGCUAGCCAUGGGAUCAGUGAUUUAAAAAAUGCACUAUCCAUGAUUAAAAAUUCACUAGCCUUACUUUACUUUAAGUUAAUACAAUUUUACUAA
Gigantopelta aegis is the source of this 6064-nucleotide messenger RNA. Its product is annotated as structure-specific endonuclease subunit SLX4-like. Lineage: Eukaryota; Metazoa; Mollusca; Gastropoda; Neomphalida; Peltospiridae. Gene Ontology annotation, molecular function: enzyme binding. Gene Ontology annotation, biological process: resolution of meiotic recombination intermediates; interstrand cross-link repair; DNA replication. The transcript is spliced from 25 exons. The coding region runs from base 615 to 5531 and encodes 1638 amino acids. The record is from RefSeq and is a predicted model, not a curated record. Gene Ontology annotation, cellular component: Slx1-Slx4 complex; nucleus.